AUGGCUUCCUGGCUUCAAAUCCCCAAAAACUCGCCCUUCUCGCUGGCCAACAUCCCGUUCGGCAUCAUCUCCGCUUCAUCCUCCAAAGUUGCCGCCAUCGCGAUCGGUGACUAUGCCUUAGAUCUGAACGCAUUUGCGUCCGCUGGAGGCUUCUCUCAAUUGCCUACUUUCCAGCAACAUGUCAACGUGUUCAGUCAACCCACACUCAAUGCCUUCGCCGAGCUGGGUCGUCCAGUGCAUCGUCAGGUUCGCGAGUACUUGCAGAAUGUCUUCCGCGCCGAUACCCAGUUCCCUCAGGUGCUCAAGGACAAUGCGACCUUGCAAAAGUCUGCUCUUAUUCCUCGAUCACAAGUUACCAACCACGUCCCCAUGCAAAUUGGCGACUACACCGAUUUCUACGCUGGAUUGAACCAUGCCUACAACAUUGGAGUCCUCUUCCGUGGAAAGGACAACGCUCUCCAGCCCAACUACAGACACUUGCCCGUCGCCUACCACGGUCGUGCUUCAUCCGUCGUUCCAUCUGGCACCCCUCUGCACCGCCCGAGUGGCCAGAUUCUCGCCAACCCAACUGCCGACCCCAAGAUUCCAACCUUCUCUCCUUGCAAGAAGCUGGAUAUUGAGCUGGAGCUGGCAUGUUUCAUCAGCAAGCCCAAUGAUCUGGGCAAGCCUGUACCCAUUGCUGAAGCUGAGGACCACAUUUUCGGCCUAGUCUUGAUGAAUGACUGGUCUGCUCGCGAUAUUCAGGCUUGGGAAUAUGUUCCCCUGGGACCCUUCAACGCGAAGAACUUCGGCACUACCAUUACUCCCUGGGUUGUGCUGAUUGACGCUCUCGAGCCAUUCCGUGCUGCAGGCCUGGAGCCUGGAAACCGAGAGAGUCUCUUGCCUUAUCUUCGUGAGAAGCGCGCCGAGACUGCCUACGAGAUCCCACUCGAGGUUGAGGUUACCAAUAAGGGUGGCCAACCCACAAUUAUUUCCAACAGUAACGCCCGCAACCUUCUCUACUCAUUCCCCCAGAUGGUUGCCCACCACACUAUCACCGGAUGCAAUUUGAGAUCGGGUGACUUGUUGGGCUCGGGUACUAUCUCUGGUACGGAGCCUAAGACCCAGGGCAGUUUCUUGGAGCAGACCAAUGGCAAGACUGCAAUCAAGCUUGCCGAUGGCUCGGAGCGCAUGUUCUUGGAGGAUGGAGACACUGUUACUCUCCGUGGUCUUGCUGGUACUGAGGGCAACUAUGUUGGUUUCGGUGACUGCACCGGCACAAUCCUACCCCCUGUCUCGUUCUAG
Penicillium verhagenii is the source of this 1284-nucleotide messenger RNA. RefSeq names its product fumarylacetoacetate hydrolase FahA (gene fahA). Gene Ontology annotation, biological process: homogentisate catabolic process; L-phenylalanine catabolic process; L-tyrosine catabolic process. The transcript has a single exon. The record is from RefSeq and is a predicted model, not a curated record. Bases 1 to 1284 code for a protein of 427 amino acids. NCBI's taxonomy places the organism in Eukaryota, Fungi, Ascomycota, Eurotiomycetes, Eurotiales, Aspergillaceae. Gene Ontology annotation, molecular function: fumarylacetoacetase activity.